Molecule: messenger RNA, 1225 nt
Organism: Ilyonectria robusta
Lineage: Eukaryota; Fungi; Ascomycota; Sordariomycetes; Hypocreales; Nectriaceae
Exons: 1
Coding region: 161-835 (224 amino acids)
Source: RefSeq, a predicted model, not a curated record
GCCUGAGUCGGGGCAUUGAAAAGGCUGAUAUUCUCCGUUGACGUCGAUAUCGCCACCGGGACUACUCGAAUUCACCGGUGGGUGUUCCUCCCUCGGCGGCCGCGGCUCUUCGUCUUCGUCUUGGUGGAUAUAGAUCUCGCUCCGCGUGAUAGCCGUCGUCAUGUCCUGGCCAACCAUCCACCAGUCGGGGGCCAGUAUUCGGCUCCAAUUCGAAGAGAAACUCGACAAUAAUCCACCACCUGCUAGUAUCCUCGUCCCCCGUCCCUCUCCCUUGGGCCAACGAAAAUGUGCCGCCGGCCGGGGUAGCCAAGCACCCGAGAAAAUCAGACGACAUCGAACGAAGCGAGAACAAAAGCGGUGGACAGCGGAACCAGCAAGAAAGAAGAAGAAAAAGAAAAGGGAAAAAGGAAAAAAGGUACGACAAGGAAACGAGACAACCAGACAACGACUCGACAAGACCAACAAUUCCCCUCCCGAGUCUCCAGAAGCGCGCAAGGGAGAGGGCGGGAAGGCAGCUCCGGGCCCAGUAGAAAUCAUCCACGAUGGCCCGGACUGGGAAAAAGAGACACAAGCGAGAGGGGGCAGCAUGCGGAAGCUGGGUGGCCAGGUGGACAGGGCCACAGAAGGGCUGGCCCGGCUGGACUUGCUGGUCCGGCUGGACUGGCUGGACUGGCCGGUGAGUGGUGACGAGGGAGACAACAACGACAGAGAAGAGCGAGCCCCCCAGAGCCCAGAGGAGGAGUGCAGUACCCAAACGGGACCCAAAAGGGCGGCGACGCGGCGCUUGUCAACUGCAGCGAUGAGUUGGCCAACGCAUCAAGUGGUCCGUGUGUAGCCAUGAAAGUCCUCAACCCAUCCCCCCUCACCCCCGGUCCCCGUUCGCCGCUUGUUUUCUUUCCCUUCUCGCUCCCAUCUUCUUUUAUUUUAUUUCGUCCUUGUUUCUGCUUCUGCUUGUCGUCCGGCUCGUCGUCCGGCUUAUUCCAGAAGACGCCCUCGAUCUCGCACGCGGUCGUGGGGCUACGCGUUGUUGGUUGAUGAAACCACAGGUACACUCACUGUCCACUCACUGGACGGUACAGUACGGUACACCCACACCCACCAACAACACCCACCAACACCACCUCGACCAGGCCUCACCUCGCCUCACCUCGCCGCCCUCACCCAUGUCCCAUGUCCCAUGUCCAUUCCGCCUCGUCGACAUAAAACGCUCCGGUAUUCGUCGCCU